AUGCAUACGCUCGACAUCCACUCUGCCACCACCGAGGACAUCCUCUCGCUCGAAAACAUCCGCUCGGUGCUCAUCCGCCUCGAAGAGACGAUCGUCUUCCAGCUCAUCGAGCGCGCCCAAUUUGCGCGCAACGCAAGAUGCUACUCGUCGGACGGCUUUCCCGAGCUCAAAGAGCGUGAGGGCUGGAACAGCUCCUGGCUCGCCUGGUUCCUCAAGGAGACCGAAAGCACACAUGCCAAAGUUCGCCGCUUCGAAGCUCCGGACGAGUACCCAUUCACAGACCCGGCGUUGCUGCCCAAGCCCAUCCUUGCGCCAGUGACCUACCCAGAGCUCUUGUGGAAGCACUCGGUCAACGUCAACGACCAGAUCCUCAAGUUCUACGUCGAUCAGAUCAUCCCAGACAUCACAAAGACUCUCGGAGAGAACUCUGACGACGGGCACUACGGCUCUUCAGCGAUUCGCGAUAUGGAGGUGCUGUCCGCUCUCAGUCGGCGCAUUCACUUCGGCAUGUUUGUGUCCGAGUCCAAGUUCCGGGCGGAGCCAGCAGCAUUCAUCCCGCACAUCCUCACACCCAACCGGGACGAGUUGGCGGCGCUGAUCACCAAGCCCGCGGUGGAAGCGGCGCUGCUCGUGCGUCUCGCCGAAAAGGCCAAGGUGUACGGCCAGGACAUGGACCGGCCCGGCGCGAAUGCCGAGGAGCGCGAAAAGGAGCGCAAGAUCGAAAUCGACACGGUCGUGCGCAUCUACAAGACGUUUGUCAUCCCACUCACCAAGGAGGUCGAAGUCGACUACCUCCUCACUCGCCUCGACGGCGUAUCGCAGGACAAGAUCGACAAGAUGCUCGCAACCAACACCUUUGUACACUAG
This is a messenger RNA of Moesziomyces aphidis, 867 nucleotides long. The record is from the annotation of a GenBank genome assembly. Lineage: Eukaryota; Fungi; Basidiomycota; Ustilaginomycetes; Ustilaginales; Ustilaginaceae.